AUGAAGAUUCUGAACCAGAUGCAUCUGAUGCCUCCAGUGAAAGAAGACGUAGGCUUGCCGGAAUCAAGAAGAGAUUUGCGAAACGGUAUAGCUUUCCUGUUCAGAUGCACGCAGAAGCUGCAGUCGUGCUUUAAGUAUGCCGAGAGCAGCUUUGAAAUCCGUGACACUGAAGGUGGGUCCAUAGAAACCAAAUUUUCCCUUAUGUUUCUGCUUGGUUCCCUGCGCGUGGACUUGGCUCAGAGCUUCGUUUGUGUGCUGGUGCAUACCGCCGGCGUGCAUCCAACUAGGCACCAAGUAGAGGAGUCGAACAUCUCCAAAUGGCGGAUUCACGCGGCCGUGCGAGUCGAAAUGACUCGAGAAUAA
Symbiodinium sp. CCMP2592 is the source of this 363-nucleotide messenger RNA. The record is from the annotation of a GenBank genome assembly. NCBI's taxonomy places the organism in Eukaryota, Dinophyceae, Suessiales, Symbiodiniaceae.